GAUACAUCCAAAGCCAUAACGCUCAAUCAGAUACCCCCAAAUUAAAGCCCCUUCUCUCACACCAAAGUCCCCUUCUCUCUUUCACUCUGAACAGAGACAAUAAGCUUCCCCAAAUCAGGUCCUCUCUCCAAAUCCCUAAAGGCUAAAUCCAACACCAGUGAUUUUUGCUAGGAUUUGGCUCUUGUAACAUUUUACAGUCGUCGAGGCUUGAAUUAAUGUAGAACCGAGGUUUGGAAAGUCGCUGGAAAAUAGCUAUAUUUUCCAUUGAGGCAGUCAGGGUGCUGUUCGAAAUUAGCUACAUAGAGAAAGAAUAUGGAGGUCGUUGAAUUUUCUGGUGUAGCAGCGAAGCGAGUGAAGCUGCUAGCCUAUUUAAUUAAAAAAGAAGGGAUCAAUGUACUUUUAUUUAAACACGACCAGCAACAACAACGACUAGGGUUCCCUUUCAGUUCAAAUUCUGACAGACAUGAGUCAAGAAAGACCUUCAAAGCCCAAAAGAAAGACAAGUGCGGCAUACGCAAAACCUGGAACAAUGGCAUCUUUGGCAAAUCAAAUAAGGAGUUCGUUUAGCCAAAAAUAUGGUGUUCCCGCUAGACAUCAAAGAAAGAUCUUUCGAAUAUUAUUGAAGAGAAUCUGCCACAAUAUCCAGGAGUAGUAGCCCAUGUACAAACUAGAUCAACCACUGCUGCAAAAUAUGUUGUUCCUGCUAAACAAUCAAACAAAGAGCAUCCGAAUAUCAUUGAAGAGAAUAUGCUACUGCCAAAAUAUUCAGGAGUGGCAGCUCAUGUACAAACUAGAUCAACCACUCCUGCCACACAAGUAAUAGAUGAACAAGUGGAGGAACAAGUUCAGUUGGAUUCUACAACUCCUACUGUAGAUGAACAAUCUGAAGAACAAGGCCCUUCUAUUCAACCAAGAAAAAGAGAUAGAACAAAGAUGAAAAAUGUACAUGGACGCCAGGAGCCUAAAGUGAUUUUACUUAACCACUUAAAUCAACCCGUUGGUCCAAGUGAUAAAGUUGUGACAGAGUUUGGAAGCUUCCUCGGCACAUUGGCAAGGAAUGCGACUCUAUGUCCUCUUGAUAUUUUGGAUUGGAGGAAGAUGGACACAAAAGAGGAUAUAUGGGAAUAUACCAAGGAUAAGUAUGAUAUUCCUGAAGCUGGAAAAAAAUAUACUUUGGAAUCAGUGCAAGCUGCCUGGAAAAAGCACAAGAGUAGAUUGAAAAAGGAUCACUUUUACUCCUAUCACAAUGAUGAAGCUCGAUUGCAAAAUAUCCCGGAAGAUGUUCCAGCUUCUCAGUUUAAGGAACUCCUUAGGUAUUGGAACUCAGAGAAACUACAGGUUGGAAACACGUGCAAAUAGGCUUAGAGGACAACGUGGAAAACAAAAACACCACCAAAAGUGGCUUGGCUUGAUGGACUGCUGU
This is a messenger RNA of Nicotiana attenuata, 1423 nucleotides long. RefSeq lists its product as uncharacterized. The transcript has 7 exons. The record is from RefSeq and is a predicted model, not a curated record. Lineage: Eukaryota; Viridiplantae; Streptophyta; Magnoliopsida; Solanales; Solanaceae. The coding region runs from base 748 to 1359 and encodes 203 amino acids.